AUGAAUGAAGGUCUUUCAUCUUCUCAUACUUCUCCCGUAUUACGUCAAAUCGGGGAAGUUCAUCAUAGUAGGCACAAAAACCUACCAUCCAGAAUAUCGUCGACCUUACUUGAAGAAGGUGAUUUUGUAUGGGUUGGAGAUGAUAAUGGGAUUUGUAUCCCUGCUGUUGUUGUACGUACUGGUUAUAUUGUGAAGCAUGAAGAAAUAAAACAAGAAGAAGAGCAUAUUACAGUCGUUCAUACCGAUGAGAAAGAAGAGCGUGCGAUUCGUGAUCAACCAUUGGUUAAAUUACCAUUUUGUCAUCAUCCAAAACAAUUAAUUUCCUUAGAAUUACAUGAUUUGAGUAAUGUACCACUAAUGGCUACAAAUGGUGAUGCUGGACGAACUGAAACUUUUACAUUGGAACAAUUGGAAAAUAUUGUAUUGUAUACAUUAAGAGCAAGAUAUCGGAUGGAACAAGUGUAUACAUGGGUCGAUCGAGUCCUUAUUGGUGUGAAUCCAGUCACUCCAUUACCAAUUUACACACCUGAUCAUAUGCAGGCGUAUAAUAAAAGCAGAGAACAGACUUUAUUAUAUGAAAAAGAUACAGUCAAUGAUGCACCACCACAUGUGUUUGCAUUAGCACAGAAUGCACUACGUUGUAUGCAAGAUGCAGGAGAGGAUCAGGCUGUGAUUUUACUUGGAGGAAUGGGUGCAGGAAAAUCAGAGGCAGCGAAAUUAGUUGUGCAGUAUUUGUGCGAGAUUGGUGACAGUGCGAUUCCUCGUCCGAAUGUAGAAGGGGAAUCAAGCACACUUCAUCCCAUUGGUCAACAGAUUUUGCAUGCAUUUACGAUUUUGGAAGCGUUUGGAAAUGCUGCUACGCUACAGAAUCGAAACUCGUCGCGUUUUGCCAAGAUGAUUUCAGUCGAAUUUGGUAAACAAGGCUACGUAAUUGGAGGUGGCUUUACGACGCACUACUUUGAAAAGUCACGCAUUGUUGAUUGUCGAAGUCACGAACGUAACUUUCACAUUUUGUAUCAGGUACUCGCUGGUGUCCAGCAUGAUCCGACGCUUCGUGAUUUAUUAGAGCUGAAUAAGGGUGUUGAAGAAUUUGAUUUACUGAAACAGGCGAAUCCUGAGUUGACGAAUUCUGCGCUUGAUGCUCGCGAUUACCGAGAUCUCAUGUCGAGCUUGUCGGCUUUGCGAAUCCGAAAGAACCAACGUGUGGAGAUUGUGCGCAUUGUGGCAGCAUUGUUGCACCUAGGGAAUGUGGAUUUUGUCCUAGAUCCUGAAGGUGGUAAGUCAUCUAUAACUGGUACAAACUCUGCAACAAUAAGUGAUACACAGUCGUGUGCAUUAAAAGAUCCACCUCAAAUUCUGCUUGCAGCGAAGCUUCUUGAAGUAGAGCCUGUUGUUUUGGAUAACUACUUUCGCACGCGUCAGUUUUUCUGUAAGGACGGUAGUAAAAAGGUGUCGUCAUUGAAGGUGGUGACUGUGCACCAAGCACGCAAGGCACGGGACACUUUUAUCCGAAGUCUGUACGAGGCACUUUUUAAUUUCCUUGUGGAAACUCUUAAUGGUAUUUUGGGUGGAAUUUUCGAUCGCUAUGAAAAAUCUAAUAUUGUGAUUAAUUCGCAAGGUGUUCACGUGCUGGACAUGGUUGGAUUCGAAAAUCUCGAGCCGUCACAAAACGGCUUUGAUCAAUUGUGCUUUAACUACUGGAGUGAAAAGGUGCAUCACUUUUAUGUUCAAAAUACGUUGGCGAUCAAUUUGUCGGACUUGGACAGUGAGACACAGCAAGUGGAGAGCCGCCUGACUGUGCAUUCCAACGUCGAUAUAGCAACCGAGCAGGAAAAGUGCUUGCGAUUGUUUGAGGACAAGCCUUGUGGCAUUUUUGAUCUCUUGACAGAAAGCGUAAAGGUACGAUCUCCAAACGAUGAGGAAUUUGUGAACAAAUUGUUUUUCAGCUUUGAAGCCGUUGGCUGUUUGUCACGACCGAAUAUGGGAGCUGAUACAAUGAACGAGUAUUUGGCACCUUCAAAAGACUGGCGACUCCUGUUUAUCGUACAACAUUACUGCGGCAAGGUUACAUACAAUGGAAAGGGACUUUCUGCAAAGAAUGCCCUUAGCAUUUCCUCAACGUGUGCAGCAAUCAUGCAGUCGUCAAAGAAUGCCGUACUGCAUGCUGUUGGGGCGGCUCAGAUGGCUGCAGCAUCCAGUGGAAAGGCUGCAAAACAAGCAGCUCAGCGAGGGAGCUCCUCAUCGAAAUUCAGGAACUCGAUUAGCUCAGCAAAGGAGUCCAAGACGGCGUGUGAUAGUGCGGCGAUGGACGUUAACAAUCAAGCAGAUGCGUUGCUGCAUGCGUUGAACCAUACUGGCAAGAAUUUUCUUGUUUGCAUAAAACCGAACGAGGAGCUUGAAGAAGGGAAGUUUGACUCAGCGUAUGUGAUGAAACAAAUUCGCGAGAACCACUUGGUAGAAUUGAUGCAAGCAAGCCGCUCUAUCUUUACAGUCCACCUGACGUAUGGCCACUUUUUCAGGCGCUACAAGAAUGUAUGUGGUCACCGUGGAACAUUAGAGUCACUGCUGCGUUCGUUAUCCGCUAUUGGUGUGUUAGAAGAGGAAAAGUUUGUGGUUGGAAAGACAAAAGUGUAUUUGACUAGCCAUCAAUGGAAAAAACUAGAAAAGGCACGUUUCUUAUAUCUAAACGCGUGCGCGACAAUGAUUCAGCGAAAUAUGCUUCGUGGCGGAUUUCGCAAAAAGUCUGCGCGGUUACUGUAUGUUAUGCGGGGUCUACGUGAAGCCAUGGCACAGCGUGAUCAGAAUGAUAUUAUUCAGCACCUUGCAAACUGUAAACAAAUUAUCGGGAAGCAUGCGUCGGAAGACAUUCGCCUGUUGAAUGAAGGUCGGCAGUUGAUUGCACGUCUAGACGAAGAGGAAUAUGUGAACUCUAUCAUUGCAGAUGCCACAAGAAUUGGUCAUGCCGCCUUAAUUGAGUACGCUGUUCGGGUUGCAGAAAAGAGUUCCCCGUGGCUAGCCUUGGACCAUUUGCGCAAGAAAAGCAAGAGCAUCGUAGCGCUUGAGAAGCAGAAAUCGGAAAAAAUUGCAGCGAUCAACAAGAAGCUUCGGGCUUCGAUGAUUGCCAAUGACCCAGAAGCACUUAUGGGGUCCCUAGCAACGCUCGAAGAGCCUUCAGUCGAGUCUUUGGAAAGAAAACUUGCUACAAUGAUGAUCAUUCGUGCUCUUGAGGAGAAAAGUGCUGUAGAGUCCGUGACGCAUGCUAUCUCGACGAUUGCAACAGAUGACGAUAGUUCUACCAUUCUGAAGAAAUUGCUCGGACCGACAACUAAGGCAUUGUGCCUGGGUGUUGAAGCCAAGUUGCCAUGUCUUGUGGAUACUCUGAGCGCAAUUCGUUCUGAUGUUGAUGACGGAGUGGAAGAAAAGGAAGAGGUUGAAAAACAAGAAGCAGAAGAGAUAGGGGAGGAAGAAGAAGUCGUUGCACUAGAUGCUUCUGUAUGCACUGACACAACAAACGUAUUCGCUUCCCUUCAGAAGGCACUGGAUGACGAGAACAUUAUUGCAGUUGAGAAGGUGUUAGGACGAUUAAAAGUACUUGGCGUUUCAGAGGGGGACCCUCGAAUAGCGGACGCCGAGCGUGCAUUGGAAGCUCAAAGCGUUCCUGCAACUACAGUUUCAGAACGCAAGCAAGUGGUGAAGUUCUUGGCAGUGGCUAAGAUUUCACAAGAUAUCGAACUGCUAUCGGAAGCGAUUGAAGCUGCUAUUGCGGUCGGUUUAGCAAAAUGGGAUUUUAAUUUGAAGAAUGCUGAACGGGAGCUUGAUAAGUUGGUUGCCGCUGCUAAGUCAGAAGAUUGUCCUUCCUUGACUCCUGUUGCAAUAGUAAAUUCGGUAGCUUCCAAGUCAAGCCCAACCGCAAAGAAAGAGAAGAAGCCGCUGGGACCAACACCGACUCAAGUGCUUUUGCUGAUUUGGGAGGCUGCUCACGUCAGUGACCUGGACAAGUUGCAAUCUUCUAUUACAUCUGAGUUGCAAGCUGCAUUUGAAGCAAAGAUGACCCGACUACAGCAAGUGGCUAGCAUUGAAGAUGCUUUAAGCAAGGCACUUGACACUGAUGAUUUGAAGGUCGUUGAACAAGAGCUUGGAAAGUCUAUCAGUAUUGGGUUCUGUUCGCCGCUGUUUGCUGCGCUGUUCGACCGCUACUCGAUACUUCGAAGUGUAGAUACUGGUGAAGAUGCCUCCGAUGGUUCUACCUGCAUGGAUGGGCUGCACGCAGUUAUUCAGUUUUUGACUCGUCGAUUAGAGGCAAAAGCUGAAACUCGCGAAGAUGCGGUGCAGCUCCUUUCGACGGAGAUCAAUGACUUUUCUCGUUCAUCAAGUGACGAAAACGAGAUGAAGCAUGAUAACAUUGAUCGGGAAGAGGUCCUUCUUACAGCAGGCAACUUGCGACGCACUUUAGAGGCUCGUAUAGCCGCUGCUGCCCGCUUAGAAUCAGCCUUAGUGCUUCCUACUGAUGCAUCUUCGAUUGGAGCACUAAAACUUGACAUUCAAGCUGCAAGAGAAGCUGGCGUUCACGAACGACUACUGAUGAAAGCUGAAGACGCAAUGGUGACGGCAAGAGGAAGGUCUGUAGUUUCGGCUGACCGAUUACGGUCGAAUGGGCCCGGCACUCUCUGUCGCAACGAUAGCGAAAACAGCAGUGCACAAGGUGAUACAACGGGAUGGGCAGGUAUAUCUGGCGAAGACGAUAUCUCCAAUAAUGUAAGCGACAAAAAAUCAAAGUCGAGUGUGGAAAAGGAUGCAUUGGCGUUCAACCAUUUUGAAAAGUUGCGUGGUUUUAAUGCUCAAUCGGAGGACGCUCUCGCCAAGAAAUUAUGCUGGGAAAGUCGCGCUAUUUCACAGAGCCUGUCGGUACUUGAUGAUAACCCGGACGAAGUGCCAUCUCUCACUAUGUCUGCAUCACUUGGACAAAUGGCACUCUCAAUCAACCGAUGCAUCUUAGGAUACAUGCGGGACCGCAUUGUGUUUUACCGGGAAAUGCUUGCGCAGUAUAUUCUUCAAAUUGCGCUAAUGAAACCUUCUCUUGUGGACGAAAUUUAUCUGCAGCUUAUGAAGCAGUUGACGAAGAAUCCGAAGCGAGACAGCAGCAUUCGUGGUUGGUCACUCUUUGCUAUGUGCUGUACCUCUUUUCCACCUUCAUUAGCGCUUCAACAGUAUGUGCUACUGUUUUUGAAGGCACAAGUUGCCGAGUCGAAUAGUUUUUGGCGGCUUGUGCGCAACUUUGCGGCUUACUCGCUCAAGAAACUAGAGAAUCUGCUUGAAAAUGGAGCAACAGGUUUCAUUCCCAGCAUCGACGAAAUCCGUGGCUACGAAGCGCGACCACCGUUCCUUGCGACAAUUCAGUUGUUAGACGGCACACCGCUGGCAGAUGCCUUCCCGGUCACGCCAGAGCUCACCGUGGCACAGCUCGUCGAGAUUUGCUCGCACUUCCUUGGUCUAGAAGAUCAUGUCGUCAAUUUUCUAGGCCUCACGGUGAUAUCUGAGCGCGUGGUUCCUGGCAAAAGCGGUUUCUCAGGCUCUGCUGCUACCGGCUCGUUUGCACCGGCUAAUACUGAUGGCAACGACCUGGCUGCUGAUAACGCCGGUGGCAACGCCGAACAAGUACCGCCUUUGCCAGCUCUUGCUGCCAAUACGUCAACGGCAUUGACUCCUCCGUCGUCGUCUCCAUCGAGCUACUUUCACAAAUUCAUCGCAGCUCCGUCAUUCUUGAACGCCGACGUAUACCUUGGCGAUAUCUUUGAGAAAGAGUUGAUCCGUGGACGCGAGGUGCGGUUUGUGUUCAAAAUUCGGCUAAACCCAGUGUAUAUGUUGCAGUACACGGAUGAAAUGUACGACCGUCUCGUAUACAUUCAGGUGCAGGAUGAGAUUGUAAAAGGGAACUUGCCAGUACUGGAAGAGGAAGCUCUGCUUCGGCUCACGUCACUAGCUAUCGCCGUGGACUGUGAAGAAAUCCCGCCUGUAUCGGUCGAAGAAGUGAUUGAGAUGGGUGUUUUGGACUACCUGCCGCAGGAGUGGCGACUCGCCCACGAUGAAGAGGAAUGGGCUGAGCUUAUACUUGAUACGAUCACAGACAAUCUCCUCGACGAUCAAGACUCUCUUUUCCCCGUUAGCGAGCUGCAGCGCAUUUACAUUGAAGAGGUGACGCGUCACCGAUUAUAUGGUGCCUGUUUCUUCCCGUCCAAGUUGGUGAACCGUGGAUCAAAGCGCGAUGGCUCUACCAACGGACAUAAUCAGUGUCUAGGCAUUGAGCUGCCCAAUUAUUUUGUUAUUGCAGCAAAUGGCUACGGCUUGCACAUCCUUGGUCGUGACGGCUCGAUGCUGGGUUUUUGCGAAUACGGGGACAUUGCGUACUGCAGUGGCGCGUACCCACAGUAUAAAAUCUGCUUGAAGAAGGCAACAGACGUCGCUGCCCCUAUGGAGGAUAUCAUCAUUACAACCAAGCAUUCGGAAGAGCUGGAUGCACUCAUUGCUGACUACAAAGAAAUUACAGCACUACUGAAUGAGGCGUAG
Molecule: messenger RNA, 6564 nt
Organism: Peronospora belbahrii
Lineage: Eukaryota; Oomycota; Peronosporomycetes; Peronosporales; Peronosporaceae
Source: the annotation of a GenBank genome assembly